AUGUAAUAUUAGAUUUAAAUCAUUGACAUAUAGUCUUAUGAAAAUAAAUAGUAUUACAAUGUCAGAAUUACAAAUAACUAUUAUACUUGUUAUCGAGAUGUGAGAGUACGUUUUUAGGAUCUUUAAUAAUUGUCUCGAAACCUUUAGGCUGAUAAUUAUCAACUUCAUGUAAGAGAUUUAAAAAUAUAAAAUAAUAGUUGCCUUUAUUUCCAGAGAAAUCAAUUUUCAGUUCAUGGUUUCAGAGUAGUGAGAGUAAAGAAGAAUUAUAAGAGUAUCUUAAAUCUAUUUAAACAUACUUAAGUCAUAUUAAUAAGUAAGAAAAAGAUAUUUAUACUUAAGAAUUAUAAUCUAUAAGCCAGAUGCUAUAAAUUAUUUUGUAUGCAACACAUUUGAUCCUGAAAGACUUAAAUGUUUAACAUUUGGUAAAUUGACUAAGGAGAUUCUUUAUAGCAAUUAUAUAAAAUCAGCUUAAAUUAAGAAGAGUUAAUUCAAUAAAGUUUUUAGAGUGAGUGUUCGUUAAGUAGCUUUAACAGUGCAUUAAUAUUUAAUUCCUUAAUGUGACUUUGCUAAAGUUGAAUAUGAUCAUUUUAAAAGAUCAUAAUUACUUAUAUCUGAUUUCACUUAUAUUGUUAAAUGUUUAGAAAUAGGUCAUAUCCUUAAAAAUAAGUCUUUCUUUAAUAAGAAGAUCAAGAAAACUAUAUAUAAUAAAUUUAUUAAAAUUGAUGACUUAUAGUAUGAUACAGUAUAUGCAGUUGAAGAAUGGGUAGAAUAACCAAUGAGUGAAUUAAUAUUUUUAAGAGCUUAAACUCAUAAUUUAUUUCAAUUAGAAGUUAUUUUUGAAGCCAUAAUUACUUUAGUAACAGUGGCUUAAUAUCUAUAAUUCUUAUAGAUAUUUUAGAAAUAAUUCUCUGUAAAUUAUUUGUUUUAUGAUGAAAAAAAAGGAUUUAAAAUUGGUGGAUUAUCUCCUAUUCUUGCCUAUAAAAAAAAAUAUCAUAUUUAAUAUGAUAAAGAAAUUAAUGAUUAUUAAGCUUUAUAAGCACCUGAAAAUAAUCCAUAAGCAAGUUAAUUUGGUUAUAGAAAUAAUUUCAAUCUUUCAGUUAAGACAGAUGUUUGGUAAAUUGGAAUAGUAAUAUUAUCAAUGGCUUCACUUACAUAACCUGCUGAAUUAAUAUAAUAAGAAGCUAUUGAAAAUAAAUUGAAAUUUGUUUCAUUCUAAUAUGGGUAUGUAAUUUUUAAAAUUAGGGAAAUGUUAGGAAAUUUAAUCAGGAAUAUGCUGAUACGCAAUCCCAUUGAAAGAUGUUCUUUAAUAGAUGUUAGUUGUGCUGCUCAAAAUCUAUUACCCAUGAGAUUAGAAUAUUUAAAAUAUGAAGAGAAAAUUGAGAGAAUUUAAGUUUAAAUGUUAAUAAUUUAAAUAGAUUACUUCACUUUCAUAAUAAUCACUUGAAGAAUUAGACAAAUCAUUUAAAGAGAAAAAUAAAAGAAAAUAUAUAAUUCAAAUGACUGUCAGUCAACCAAUUGUAUAAUAAAUGUUCUUAUUUUAUUUGGAAAGAAUAAAAAGAGAAAAUGUGACACAAUUAUAUAUCAAUCUAAUUCAUUAAUAGAUUCCUGAUGAUUUGAUAGAUAAAAUGAUGUUAAUCAUCAUUGAAUAUAAGUAUCUAUAGUAAUUUAUAUUCAAUACGAAAGAAUGUACUAUUAAUCAAGUUGCUUGUUUAAAUAUAAUUAAUCAAGCUAAUCUAAUUACUCAUUUAAAACAAUUAACAUUAGGAAUAAGCAAAUUUUCAAUUGAUUAGAUUCCUAUAACAAAAUUUAGAGUGGUUGUGUAUAACCAAUGA
Molecule: messenger RNA, 1832 nt
Organism: Paramecium pentaurelia
Lineage: Eukaryota; Ciliophora; Oligohymenophorea; Peniculida; Parameciidae
Source: the annotation of a GenBank genome assembly